GCUGUCCUGUCUGACACUGACAGCGCCAUCCACCUCACAGGCACGGAGCGAACGACGGACGUUUCGGACAGCGACGCCACGGGAUUCAGCCUGCGGGGCCUCUCCUCCAGCCUUCGCACCCCGUCCCCGCUCCGGCGCUCCUCCCCCCGGCGCAGCUCCUCGCCCCGGCGCAGCCUCUCGCCAGCUUUCUCCGACUCCACGCUGGCCGUGGUGCACUCCGCCUUGCAGAAGAGGCAGCUGCAGGUGCAGGACAUCCGCGGCAAGUACGAAGCCAUGCAGGAGCUGGUGGGGUCCCUGAAGAAGCAGCUUGCGGAGAGAGAUCAGGAGCGCCGCUCUCUGGAGCAGAAGAUCCUGCAGCUGAAGGACGACGUCGACUGCUCCUUGCGGGCCAAGGAUGAUGCCGUGCGGGAUGCCAGCCGCUUCCGCUCCUCAGCUGACCUGCUGGGCAGCGAGAAGAGCAACCUGGAGCGAAGCCUGCAGGCCCUGCAGCAGCACGUGGAGGCCCUGCGGCAGGAGAGCGAGAGGCUGCAGCUGGCCAACAGCGACCUGCAGCGGCAGCGAGAGCACCUGGAGGACGAGAAGGAGGACAUCGCGAAGGACAAGGAGCGGGCGCAGAAGGAGAUUGAACGCGGGUUGGUGUGGGGAGAGUGGCCAACUUGGGGGGUGCAGGGCAGGCGUGGAGCAAAGACCAAGCUAGAGACAGAGGCUUUUCAGUAG
Molecule: messenger RNA, 717 nt
Organism: Chelonoidis abingdonii (Abingdon island giant tortoise)
Lineage: Eukaryota; Metazoa; Chordata; Testudines; Testudinidae
Product: rootletin-like
Cellular component (GO): centriole; centrosome
Source: RefSeq, a predicted model, not a curated record